Messenger RNA from Papaver somniferum (opium poppy), 750 nucleotides. RefSeq names its product metallothionein-like protein type 2. The transcript is spliced from 3 exons. The record is from RefSeq and is a predicted model, not a curated record. Gene Ontology annotation, molecular function: metal ion binding. Lineage: Eukaryota; Viridiplantae; Streptophyta; Magnoliopsida; Ranunculales; Papaveraceae. The coding region runs from base 172 to 429 and encodes 85 amino acids.
AUAAGCAUCGUUCCCAUACCCAACUUUCGCUAUAAAGAGGCCUUGUUAUUAGCAUCAUAUCAACAGCAUUCAAUUCCCAUCUGCAAAAGCAUAGAAACAAACCUCAAAUUUCUGUUUGCAAAUUCAGAUUUUUUCUUUGUUAAUUAAUCCAUCUUCUUUGAGAAAAAAAUCAUGUCUUGCUGUGGUGGUAAAUGUGGUUGUGGAUCAGGCUGCAAGUGCGGAUCUGGAUGCACUGGAUGCGGCAUGUACCCAGACUUUGGUGAGAGCUCUAACACUGCAAGCCUCAUCUUUGGUAUUGCUUCUCAGAAAUCGUUCUUUGAAGGAUCUGAGAUGGGAGUAGAAGGUGGUAAUGGAGGAGGAUGUGGUAAUUCAUCCUGCAGCUGUGGAGAUAGCUGCUCAUGCGGAUCUAGCUGCAAAUGCGGCAAAUAGAGAGAUCUCUCAUGGUUUCUCUAAUCUUAAUGGUGUGUUGUAGUAGUCAUGGUGAAGGAGUUCUUAUGAUGAUGAUGUGAUGUGAUGUGAUCUUGUUACCCUUAUCUAGUCUCUUUUAAUCUAAUGUCGUAGAAAAAAGUAGGACGGAUCUGUGUGGUUGUUUCCUCUUAAUCACCACCGUACCUCCUUAUGAUAACUAAUUAGUGACGUUUCUCUUGUGUUGUUGUUUUGAUUUUCUUGUGAAAACAAGAAAAUAGAACCUGUGGUGUUAAUUGUGUUGUUAAUGAAAUGAAGAACUCCUCGUGUGUGUGUUUAAUGUGA